This is a messenger RNA of Ornithorhynchus anatinus (platypus), 872 nucleotides long. RefSeq names its product UDP-glucuronosyltransferase 2A1. Gene Ontology annotation, molecular function: UDP-glycosyltransferase activity. The record is from RefSeq and is a predicted model, not a curated record. Bases 114 to 872 code for a protein of 252 amino acids. The transcript is spliced from 2 exons. NCBI's taxonomy places the organism in Eukaryota, Metazoa, Chordata, Mammalia, Monotremata, Ornithorhynchidae.
AGACCUGAGGACGAAACGCAGCCCUUUCUCAGAGGAGAAAUAGGCCGAGGUUCACGAAGCCUCCAGGGGAGCCCUCCAGUCAGACACGGCUCCCACCCCCCGUCCCGCACGUCAUGCCAGGGAAGGACGCUCUGCGGUUGGCGCUGUCCGUGAUGCUGCUGGGGAUGGUGUUGGGAGGGAAUGUGUUGAUCUGGCCCAUGGAAGGCAGCCACUGGCUCAACGUGAAGAUCGUUCUAGGCAGACUGGUGGAGAGAGAGCACAGCGUCACUGUUCUGGUCGCCUCCGGCUCCCUCUUCAUCACACCCACCCCCGACUCCGCUCUCCAUUUCGAGGUGUAUCCCGUGGCCUUUGGGAAGGAGAGGCUCGAAGGAAUGAUCAAGUCGUUCGUCCUUACCUGGCUAGAGAACCGACCCACGUUGACCACCAUCUGGCGAUUCUACAGGGAGAUGACCAAGGUCAUCAUGGACUUCCACGAGGUGACCAGGGAGCUCUGCGACGGCGUGCUGGCCAACCGGGAGUUGAUGGAGCGGCUGAGGCGGGGCCGCUUCGACGUGUUGCUGUCGGACCCCGUGUUCCCCUGUGGGGACCUGGUGGCCCUGAAGCUGGGGAUCCCUUUCAUGUACUCUCUGCGGUUCUCGCCGGCCUCCACCUUGGAGAAGCACUGCGGGAAGAUGCCGUUCCCCGCCUCCUACGUGCCUGCCGUGCUGUCGGAGCUGACGGAUCGGAUGUCCUUCGGCGAGCGGGUCAAGAACGUCCUCUCUUACCACCUGCAGGACUACAUCUUCAACACUCUCUGGGCGCAGUGGGAUUCCUACUACAGCCAGAUUCUCGGCUGGGAGCUGGUCUCCUUCUGUUUCUCUUGGUGCGGGUGA